Molecule: messenger RNA, 2583 nt
Organism: Ogataea philodendri
Lineage: Eukaryota; Fungi; Ascomycota; Pichiomycetes; Pichiales; Pichiaceae
Exons: 5
Coding region: 1-2583 (860 amino acids)
Biological process (GO): RNA processing
Cellular component (GO): cytoplasm; nuclear exosome (RNase complex)
Molecular function (GO): RNA binding
Source: RefSeq, a predicted model, not a curated record
AUGGUGUCGGAGAUGGUAGACAACGCCGACUGGGACGGAAUUGGCACCGCUUCCACUGGAACGUUCUCUGCCGAAUCCGCCACGGUUGCCGCCGAAUCCUCCACGGUUACCGCCAAAUCCACCACGAGGAGUUCCACGAGGAGUUGGAGUGCCUCCACGAGAGCCUCCGUUAGGGUCUCUUGGAGCACUGAAGUCCAACCGAACAGGUCUGCCGGCAAUGUACUCGCCGUUCAAGGCGUCCAAAGCGGCCUUGGCCUCGUCCACCGAGCUGAACUGAACAUAUCCAAAUCCUUUUGGUUGCUCAGACUCAGGGUGGGUUGGAAUUCUGAUGCCCAAGACAGUUCCGUGCUGGUCAAAGUACUCCUUCAAAGUGUCUCUGUCGGCCUGGAACGACAGGUGGACAUGUCUAAAUUAAUUGGUCUUCCCUCGAUCUCUCUGCCUUGGAACUCCUCCAAUGCUUUUUCUGCUUGCUCCUUCGACUCGAAGUCGACGUAUCCGUAUCCUCUGGAACGGCCGGUCUCGCGCUCAGUCAUCACUCUGGCUGCCAAAACACCAUCAAACGCCUGGAACUCCUCCAAGAGUCUCUGGUCGUCGACUGCCCACGCCAGUCUUCCGACAAACAGAGUGGUGACCUCCUUAGGCUUCUUGGAUGGGGUUUCUGGCUCGGCGUCGGCCUUUCUCUUACGCGAAUCGGACUCAGACUCGGACGAGGAGUCGGACGAGGACUCAGACUUGGACGAUGACUUGGACGAGGACUUAGACUCAGAGUCGGAGUCAGAGUCAGAAUCAGAAUCAGAAUCGGAAUCAGAGUCGGAAUCAGAAUCGGAAUCAGAAUCGGAAUCAGACGAGUCAGAGUCAGAGCUGUCGCUGUCAGAACUCUCUUCCUUCUUUUCUUCCUUCUUCUCCUCCUUCUUCUCCUCCUCCUCGUCAGAACUGUCAGAACUGUCAGAAUCAGAGCUGUCGCUGUCGCUGUCCGAGUCGUCAGAGCUGUCGCUAUCGGAGCUCUCAGACUCCUCCUUCUUUGGCUCUGGCUUCUUCUCUUCCUUUUUUUCUUCCUCGGACUCGGAAUCAGAAGAGUCAGAGUCAGAAGAGUCGUCAGAGUCAGAGUCGCUGGAAUCGCUGGAAUCGCUAGAAUCGCUAGAAUCGUCAGAAUCGUCAGAAUCACUAGAAUCGUCAGAGUCGCUCGAGUCGCUCGAAUCGCUCUCACUCUCGCUCUCCUCCUUGGCCUUAACGGCCUUCUUCACCUCCUUCACUUCCUUCUUGCUCUUCACGGCCUUCACAUCGAUGAACGCUUUGGUAUUGCCAGGACAACCAAUUGUGCCCGCCGCCGCCGAGGACCACGUCUACACCGCUGGCGCCAACACAAUUCUGGCCGACCGCGCGGUCAACGGCGUCGCUGUCCCAUGCAUCGUGGCCACCUCGCUCGGAGCCGUCAACUUCGCAACCACAGAUAAGUCGUCUGUGGUGUCUGUGCGCACCAACGGGGCCCAAAUUGCCAACUUCACGCCGUCCGAAGACGACGUCGUGCUCGCCAAGGUCACCAAGAUCUCCACCACCAAGGUCAACCUCGAUAUUCUGCAUGUGCAGGACGAAAGUGUCCAUCUUUCGAAUUUGUUACUCAACGACUAUGGCGAGAAUUUCAAAGCCAUUUUGCGGUCCUCGGACAUCAGGUCCACCGAGAGAGAUAAGGUCAAGGUCGGCGACUGUUUCAGACCGGGAGAUAUCGUGAAAGCCAUGGUGAUAUCCCUUGGAGACGGAAUCAACUACUAUGUCACCACCGCCAGAAACGAUCUGGGAGUGGUCCACGCGCGCUCGAAAUCAGGCAAGCUGCUGUACCCGCUGGACUGGGAAACCAUGGUGGUGCCCAGCACGGGCGAGCUGGAGCCGCCAGUCGCGGCCAAACAGAGCCACCUUGAUCCAGUCGCUCACCACAAGGAUCUUGCUUCUGACGCCCAGAAUCAUCGACACGUAGGCAGUUCUCCAGAAGAAGAAGGUCAGACUUCCUCCAAGAGCAAGCGUGGACCACGAGCCCCACGAAAGGUCGGCAAUGGCUCUCUCGGAUCCAACGUACGCCAUGGCACCCUGGUGCUUGUACACAAACGGCUUCAACGAGGCCUUUUGUCUCUCGAUCCGUCUGGCCAGCUUCUGCACAGACUCCGGGUUCACCUCCAGAGAGGAAAGGUACUCCAAGUCGUCGAGCUUGGCCAGCUUGUUGAAGUAGUCAGCCAAGUACUCUCCCUGUUGGUGAGCAACCUGGGCAGUUGGAGCGUUCGUGGUGAAAGUGCAAUCUCCCAAAGCGUAGAUGUUCGAGGCACCGUCCAGCUUCAAGUUCUCGUCCACAAGAAGUCCUCUUCUGGCGGUCUUUUGCUCGGUGAUCUUAUCGGCAAGCGAUCUGGUCAACUGUCUUUGAGCGUUACCUCCAGCCCAAACAAGAGUUCCGUACGGAAUCACCACGUCCUCAGAAGUGCCGUCGGCACGCUUCACAGAGGCAUACACGUUCUUAGGGUCCACUUUCUUCACCAUGGUGUUAGUCCUGAGCUCAACACCUUGGUUGUUGAACACCUCCUUGGUAUAUUCAAUUAA